Molecule: messenger RNA, 276 nt
Organism: Symbiodinium pilosum
Lineage: Eukaryota; Dinophyceae; Suessiales; Symbiodiniaceae
Source: the annotation of a GenBank genome assembly
GACGACGGUGCGCAGAAAGCAGAUGCCAAGGACGAUAGACUUAUCAAGGUCAAAGGCCUGGACAAGCAGCAGCUUUGCAUCGACCUGCUGAUGGUGGGAUGCGUUCAGUCCUACGUGGACUUCUUCUACAUCACCCACCGCAAGGCGGCACCGAAAGAAGGAGCCAACGAGGAUGAGGUGAAAGACGUGGUCAUCCCAGAAGAGACUCUCAUCUUCCUCAAGGUUCCUAGUGGUGGUUUGCUUCGAGAGUUGAUGUCGCAGUACUUUACCUUCUAG